GAUGACAAGAUGGCCGGCUGUGUGUUUCCAAUGGGACCAGAGAGCUUUCAGCGCUUCACGCCGGACUCCCUGGCGGCCAUCGAGCAGCGCAUCGCCAAGGAGGAGGCCCGCCGCAACAAGCACUACCAGGAGGACCUCGGCGACGUGGAGGUCCCUCGGCCCCGGGCCGACCUGGAGGCGGGCAAGCAGCUGCCGCGCAUCUACGCCGACAUCCCCCCUCACCUGGUGGGCGUCCCCCUGGAGGACAUCGACCCAUACUACUUCAAAGAUCAGAGGACCUUCAUAGUGUUGAACAAAGGCAAAGCCAUCUUUCGCUUCAACGCCACGUCGGCGCUCUACUUCUUCAGCCCCUUUCACCCCGUGCGCACCGUCGCCAUCAGGAUCCUGGUGCACUCAUUGUUCAGUUUGUUCAUCAUGUGCACCAUCCUGACCAACUGCUGCUUCAUGGCCAUGUCGGAACCCGCCGUCUGGGCCAAAUAUGUCGAGUACACCUUUACGGGCAUCUACACCUUCGAGUCACUGAUCAAGAUCUUGGCCAGGGGCUUCUGCGUGGGUCCCUUCACCUUCCUACGAGACCCCUGGAACUGGCUGGACUUUAGCGUCAUCGUCAUGGCAUAUGUCACUGAGUUUGUCGACCUGGGUAAUGUGUCGGCCUUGCGGACGUUCAGGGUGCUGCGAGCGCUCAAAACCAUCUCAGUCAUCCCAGGCCUGAAGACCAUCGUGGGCGCCCUGAUCCAGUCGGUCAAGAAGCUGGCCGACGUGAUGAUCCUGACCGUCUUCUGCCUGAGCGUCUUCGCACUGAUCGGCCUGCAGCUCUUCAUGGGCAACCUGCGGCAAAAGUGCGUCCGCAGCACGGCGCACUGCGUUAACGACAGCCUGCCCGCCAACGCCUCCUUCUUCUGCAACAACAAGACCUGGACCUCCGUCAGGCACUUCAUUAGCGAUGAGGACAACUUCUACAAGGUGGAAGGCGCCAAGGACGCGCUAAUCUGCGGCAACAGCAGCGACGCGGGGAAGUGCCCGGAUGGUUUCGAGUGCCUGAAGGCGGGCCGCAACCCCAACUACGGCUACACCAGUUUCGACACCUUCGGCUGGGCCUUCCUGUCGCUCUUCCGCCUCAUGACUCAAGACUACUGGGAGAACCUCUACCACCAGACGCUGCGCUCGGCCGGAAAGACCUACAUGGUGUUCUUCGUGGUGGUCAUCUUCCUGGGCUCCUUUUACCUGGUCAACCUGAUCCUGGCCGUGGUGGCCAUGGCCUACGAGGAGCAGAACCAGGCCACCAUCGCCGAGGCCUGUCAGAAAGAACGCGAGUUUCAGCUGGCCGUCGAGCGCCUCAAGAAGGAGCAGCAGGCGGCCGCCCUGAAAGCCCCGGACUCGGACUCGCCGCCGUCCCCGGAAGCGUCUCCCUCGGACCUUCGGGAGGAGCGACGGCGCAGUCGGGCGCUGGUGGCCGCGGGCGACGUGGAGGCCAACCUGUCGGAGGAGAAGCUGCUGCAGCCGGACGGCAAAGAGAGCUCCAAGGCCCUCCACCCCCUGCUGGCUCGCUCUUUCUCCACCAGAACCCGUCGGAGCAGCCAGGUGUCGUCCAUCUUCAACUUCCGCCUGAGGAGCCGCGGCUCGGAGGCCGAGAUGGCCGACGACGAGUACAGCGUGCCGGGCGACGUGGCGGAGGCCGGCGCCGGCGGUCGCACGUACAGCGGCGGCACCUUCGCCGGGAUCCUGGCCCAACCUUGGCCCAAACGCCGACCCAGCACCUACAGCAACGCCAGCAGGAACUCGCAGGUAUUUUACCCCACCCUGAACAUCAACGGGAAGCUCUUCGUGGCCAUGGAGCAGAACGGGGUGCUCUCGCCGCCGCCGUCGCUGCCCGCCUGUACCAUGGAGAAGGUCAAGGAGGAGAGCGUACCCACGUCAGGCACGGAGCCGGGCGCGGUUAACCUCCCUCGGCCUGGUUCGGAGCGGCGGGGACGAGCGCCGAGCGCCGCCAGCCACCUGACGGACGCCAUGGAAGAACUGGAGGAGGCGCAGAAGAAAUGCCACCCGUGCUGGUACGCCUUCGCCCAGCGGCACCUGGUGUGGGAGUGCUCCCCCUGGUGGCUGCGGGUCAAGCGUCUGGUCAAGCUGAUGGUGAUGGACCCCUUCCUGGACCUGGCUAUCACCGUCUGCAUUGUCCUCAACACGCUCUUCAUGGCCAUGGAACACUACCCCAUGACGGAUGACUUCAACGGCAUGCUCACUGUCGGCAACCUGGUGUUCUCGGGCAUCUUCACGGCGGAGAUGUUGCUGAAGAUCAUCGCCCUGGACCCGUACUACUACUUCCAGACGGGCUGGAACAUCUUUGACAGCAUCAUUGUGUGCCUGAGCCUGAUGGAGCUGGGCCUCUCCGACGUGGAGGGACUCAGCGUGCUGCGCUCCUUCCGACUGCUGCGCGUCUUCAAGCUGGCGCGCUCGUGGCCAACGCUCAACACGCUGAUCAAGAUCAUCGGAAACUCCAUGGGCGCCCUGGGCAACCUGACCCUGGUGCUGGCCAUUAUCGUCUUCAUAUUCGCCGUGGUGGGCAUGCAGCUCUUUGGAAAGAACUACCAGGACUGCGUGUGCAAAAUCUCCAAGGACUGCUCGCUCCCACGUUGGCACAUGAAGGACUUUUUCCACUCCUUUCUCAUCGUCUUCCGCGUGCUGUGCGGCGAGUGGAUCGAGACCAUGUGGGACUGCAUGGAGGUGGCCGGCCAGCCGCUCUGCAUCCUGGUCUUCAUGCUGGUUAUGGUUAUCGGCAACCUGGUGCUGCUGAACCUGUUCCUGGCGCUGCUCCUCAGCAGCUUCAGCUCGGACAACCUUUCGGCGCCGGAUGACGACGGCGAGAUGAACAACCUGCACAUCGCCCUGCACAGGAUCGGGCGGGGCUUGGCCUGGUGCCGCCGCCAGGUGUUGGAUUUCUUCAACGGGAACCUGAAGCGGCGUCGGCAGAACCGCAAGGAGGCCCAAAGCAUGCUGAAGCUGAAGCGUUUGAGCGGCGUCCGCGCCGAAGCCAACGGCGGCGUGCUCCACCUGCCGGGCCGCCACGUGGAGAAGUACGCGGCGCCCGAAGACGACAGCUACGUGACCGACCCCAACCUGACCGUCAGCGUACCCAUCGCGCCCGGCGAGUCCGACGUGGAGUUCCCGGAGGAGGAUGAGGACGACGAUGACGAUGAGGUGGACCGAGACGACCGCAGCGACGACUCGCGGGAAGACGACGCCGAGCGCCAACAGAAGGACGACGUCAGCCUAUCGGAGGGCAGCACGGUGGACCUGAGGAAGCCCGGCGACGAGGAAGACGAGUACUCUGAGAUGGCCGAAGAGGCCGCGGACCCCGAAAACUGCUUCCCCGACAUGUGCACGAGCAGAUUCAAGUGCUGCGAGGUGGACACCACGACGGGGUUGGGUCAGGUGUGGUGGCGCAUGAGGAAGACGUGCUACCACAUCGUGGAGCACAGCUGGUUCGAGUCUUUCAUCAUCUUCAUGAUCCUGCUCAGCUCGGGCGCGCUGGCGUUCGAGGACAUCUACAUCGAGCAGAGGAAGGUGGUGAAGGUGGUGCUGGAGUACGCCGACAAGAUCUUCACUUACAUUUUCAUCCUGGAGAUGAUGCUCAAGUGGCUUGCGUACGGAUUUAAGAAGUAUUUUACCAACUACUGGUGCUGGCUGGACUUUCUCAUCGUUGACGUGUCGCUGGUCAGCCUGGUGGCCAACACGUUGGGUUAUUCGGACUUUGCCGCCAUCAAAUCCUUGCGGACGCUGCGGGCGCUCCGACCGCUGCGGGCGUUGUCCCGCUUUGAAGGCAUGCGGGUGGUGGUGAACGCGCUGAUCGGCGCCAUCCCCUCCAUCAUGAACGUGCUGCUGGUGUGCUUGAUCUUCUGGCUGAUCUUCAGCAUCAUGGGCGUCAACCUGUUCGCCGGCAAGUUCGGGCGCUGCGUCAACCGCACGGGCCACGUCCACGACGCCGCUCGGGUCAACAACAGGUCCGAGUGCGACGCCCUCAACGACACCUCGCUCUACUACUGGACUAAGGUCAAGGUCAACUUUGACAACGUCGGCGCCGGCUACCUGGCGCUCCUGCAAGUGGCGACAUUCAAAGGCUGGAUGGAGAUCAUGUACGCAGCGGUGGACUCUCGAGCCGUGGAGGAGCAGCCCAUCAAGGAGAUCAACCUGUAUAUGUACCUGUACUUUGUCAUCUUCAUCAUCUUCGGCUCCUUCUUCACCCUCAACCUCUUCAUCGGCGUCAUCAUCGACAACUUCAACCAGCAGAAGAGGAAGUUAGGAGGUCAGGACAUCUUCAUGACGGAGGAGCAGAAGAAGUACUACAACGCCAUGAAGAAGUUGGGCUCCAAGAAACCCCAGAAGCCCAUUCCCAGACCUCUGAACGAAGUGCAGGGCUUCUUCUUCGACGUGGUGGCCAAGCAGGCGUUCGACAUCAUCAUCAUGGUUCUGAUCCUGCUCAACAUGAUCACCAUGAUGGUGGAGACGGACGAGCAGUCGCCGCAGAUGGAGCGCGUCCUCAACAACAUCAACGUGGCCUUCAUCGUGCUCUUCACCUCCGAGUGCAUCCUCAAAAUCGUGGCGUUGCGCUGCUACUUCUUCACCGUGGGCUGGAACAUCUUCGACUUCGUGGUGGUCAUCCUCUCCAUCGUCGGCAUCGUGUUGGCCGACAUCAUCGAGAAGUACUUCGUGUCUCCGACGCUGUUCCGGGUGAUCCGUCUGGCGCGCAUCGGGCGCAUCCUGCGGCUGAUCCGCGGCGCCAAGGGCAUCCGCACGCUGCUGUUCGCGCUGAUGAUGUCGCUGCCGGCGCUCUUCAACAUCGGUCUGCUCCUCUUCCUGGUCAUGUUCAUCUACGCCAUCUUCGGCAUGGCCAACUUCGCCUACGUGAAGCGGCAGGCGGGCAUCGACGACAUGUUCAACUUCGAGACCUUCGGCAACAGCAUGAUCUGCCUGUUCCAGAUCACCACCUCGGCGGGCUGGGACGGCCUCCUCAGCCCCAUCCUCAACAACUCGCCCGAGGAGUGCGACCCGCGGGCGGCGCACACCGGCACGGGCCAGCGUGGCAACUGCGGCAACCCCUCGGUGGGCAUCGCCUUUUUCGUCACCUACAUCAUCAUCUCCUUCCUCAUCGUGGUCAACAUGUACAUCGCCAUCAUCCUGGAGAACUUCAGCGUGGCCACCGAGGAGAGCACCGAGCCGCUGAGCGAGGACGACUUUGAGAUGUUCUACGAGGUGUGGGAGAAGUUCGACCCGGAGGCCACGCAGUUCAUAGAGUACGCCAAGCUGUCCGACUUCGCCGACUCGCUGUCGGAGCCGCUGCGCAUCGGCAAGCCCAACAAGAUCAAGCUCAUCUCCAUGGACCUGCCCAUGGUCAGCGGCGACAAGAUCCACUGCCUGGACAUACUCUUCGCCUUCACCAAGCGCGUGCUGGGCGAGUCGGGCGAGAUGGACGCCCUCAAGCAGCAGAUGGAGGAGAAGUUCAUGAUGGCCAACCCCUCCAAGAUCUCCUACGAGCCCAUCACCACCACGCUGCGCCGCAAGCAGGAGGACGUGUCGGCCGCCGUCAUCCAGCGCUGCUACCGCCGACACCUGGUGCGCCGCCAGCUCAAGGCCGCCUCCUACCUCUACCGCCGGAUCGUCACGCCGCGCCGGCAGCUCGGCCGGGACGACGACCGAGACGACGACGACGACGAAGGGGCGCCGGAGAAGGAGGGCCUGAUCGCCGCCAUGAUACGCGAGAACUACGGCUCCGGGCCUGUGGGCGCCGAGCGUUCCGAGACCGUCUCGUCCGCUUCCUCGCCGCCGUCCUACGCCAGCGUGGCGCCGACGCCGCCCGACCCGACCCGAAGUCGACCCUAA
Messenger RNA from Nerophis lumbriciformis (worm pipefish), 5874 nucleotides. NCBI's taxonomy places the organism in Eukaryota, Metazoa, Chordata, Actinopteri, Syngnathiformes, Syngnathidae. The record is from RefSeq and is a predicted model, not a curated record.